Messenger RNA from Syzygium oleosum, 1875 nucleotides. Its product is annotated as beta-hexosaminidase 1-like. Gene Ontology annotation, biological process: glycosaminoglycan metabolic process; carbohydrate metabolic process. Gene Ontology annotation, molecular function: beta-N-acetylhexosaminidase activity. Gene Ontology annotation, cellular component: membrane. Lineage: Eukaryota; Viridiplantae; Streptophyta; Magnoliopsida; Myrtales; Myrtaceae. The record is from RefSeq and is a predicted model, not a curated record. The transcript has 15 exons. The coding region runs from base 121 to 1776 and encodes 551 amino acids.
UCAACACCUCCUCCCUCCCUGCCCCCCCUUUCAAACGCUCACAUGUGAUCUUCAGCUCCAACUCCAACUCCACCUCCAACUAACUCUCCACCGACGACGAUCCAUCCGCCGAUCGGAGCCAUGCCCCCGCCCGAUUCGCCUCGCCGGCCGGUCCUCGGCCGCCUCGUCGUCGUCCUCCUCGCUCUCCUCCUCCCGCGGCCGAGCCUCGCGGGGGCGUCGGCGGGAGGCGGCGGCGGCGGGGAGCUCGCGUACCUCUGGCCGCUCCCGGCGGAGUACACCACCGGCGGCGACUCCCUCUCCGUCGAUCCCGCCCUCGCGCUCGUCGUCGGCGGCAGCGGCGGGGGCUCCAGGAUCGUGAAGGACGCGUUCGACCGGUACAAGAGCAUCAUCUUCCAGCACACCGGCGUCUUCUCCAUCUUCAACGCCUUCCGGAAGCGCGCGUCCGGGUACGACAUCGGGAGGCUGAGGAUCGUGGUUAGCUCCGGGAAUGAGGAGCUUCAACUCGGGGUGGAUGAGAGCUAUACCUUACUCGUGACGAAGAGUGAUGGGAAGUCGAUCAUCGGAGAAGCGACGAUUCAGGCAAAUACUGUUUAUGGUGCAUUACGGGGGUUGGAGACAUUCAGCCAAUUAUGCAUUUUUGAUUAUAGUACAAAGUUGGUACUUGUGCACAAGGCUCCAUGGUAUAUCCGAGAUGAACCAAGGUUUGCAUAUCGUGGACUACUACUUGAUACAUCGAGGCACUACUAUCCCAUCGACGUAAUUAAGCAUGUACUGGAUUCCAUGUCAUUUGCUAAACUUAAUGUCCUUCAUUGGCACAUAAUAGACGAACAGUCAUUUCCUCUAGAAGUGCCUACCUAUCCUAAGUUGUGGCAAGGGGCUUAUACAAAAUGGGAGCGAUAUACAGUUGAGGAUGCAUAUGAAAUAGUGAACUUUGCCAAAAGCAGAGGAAUCCAUGUGAUGGCUGAAGUAGAUGUCCCUGGUCAUGCAGAAUCAUGGGGAAAAGGGUAUCCUGAAUUGUGGCCUUCUUCAUCGUGUAGAGAGCCACUUGAUGUUUCCCAAAGUUCUACUUUUGACUUAAUCUCUGGCCUGUUAUCAGAUAUGAGAAAAAUUUUCCCCUUUGAGCUAUUUCACUUGGGUGGUGAUGAGGUUAACACAGAUUGUUGGACAUCCACUCCACAUGUGAAGCAGUGGCUGCAAAAUCAUAAUAUGACUGGCAAAGAUGCGUACAAGUAUUUUGUAGUCAGAGCACAAGAAAUUGCCAUUUCAAAAAAUUGGACCCCUGUCAACUGGGAGGAAACAUUCAAUGCAUUUCCCCAGAGCCUUAGUCCAAAGACGAUAGUACAUAACUGGCUGGGAUCUGGUGUAUGUCCAAAGGCUGUCGCAAAGGGCUUUAAAUGCAUUUUCAGCAAUCAAGGUUUUUGGUAUCUAGAUCAUUUAGAUGUGCCAUGGGAUCAAGUCUACACUGCAGAGCCCCUCGAAGGAAUAAGUGAUGCUUCCAAACAAAAACUUGUGAUUGGCGGUGAAGUUUGCAUGUGGGGAGAGAUAGCCGACACUUCUAAUGUCCAGCAAACAAUAUGGCCUAGAGCUGCUGCUGCUGCAGAGCGAUUGUGGAGUAGGAGAGAUGCCACAUCCACCGGAGAUGUAAAUAAAACGGCUUUACCACGACUACAUUAUUUCAGAUGCAUCCUGAAUGGGCGGGGGGUUCAAGCCGCUCCUGUCACAAACCAAUACGCACGGAGUCAGCCGAAGGGUCCCGGUUCAUGCUAUGACCAAUGAUUCUUCGAACGCCGCUAUUUGCUUCAAUAUGUAAAAUGCUGCUAUGUAACUUUCGCUGGGAAAUAAGUUCAUGAGAUAUUUAGAAUUAUAUCCUUUCCA